Molecule: messenger RNA, 354 nt
Organism: Mesocestoides corti
Lineage: Eukaryota; Metazoa; Platyhelminthes; Cestoda; Cyclophyllidea; Mesocestoididae
Source: the annotation of a GenBank genome assembly
AUGCCAGCACGUCUGGUCAUGCACCCUUCCCUUGUCACUCUUACCGCGCAUUACAUCAUUUAUCUGAACCGUAUCGGCUACAAGCUGCCAUUAGUCACGCCCUUCCUGCGACCUAUAAGCAUACGCAACCUUGUACGCGUAACAAAACACGUGUGGGCGAUUAAGCGUCUGAGUCCCUUUCCCUCCCCUUCUUAUCUGGGUGCUUUGUCCCCCAAGAAAUCCGUACCGCCGACGUUAGUUUAUCACUUAUUGCGUGAGGAUGAGUUCAUCGAACAAGACGAGGAUCCAUUACGAAAAUCGGAUCGAAAAGCUGUGAAUGCUGUGAAUGAACACGAAGAAAAGUAUCGAGGUUAA